Messenger RNA from Purpureocillium lilacinum, 2550 nucleotides. The record is from RefSeq and is a predicted model, not a curated record. NCBI's taxonomy places the organism in Eukaryota, Fungi, Ascomycota, Sordariomycetes, Hypocreales, Ophiocordycipitaceae.
AUGCCCGAGCGGCUGCUACUCAAGAACGCGCCCUGGAACGAUAUCAAUAAGCGAGUAGCCGCGGCCCUGGGAACGGACCCGAUCGAAGGCACUGUUCAACAACAGACGGACAGGCUCAUGUCGGUAGUGUUGGAGGCGAUGAAUGCCCUCACACCCAAGGCGAAACCAUGCCCCUAUGCGAAGCGUUGGUGGACACAAGAUUUGACACAGCUGCGACAAAUACACACGUAUUGGAGGAACCGCGCGAGGGCGUCGAGACGCGGAGGACAGAUCUCGGAGCAUCUCGAGCGUACGGCUCGAGGAGCUGCGAAGCAAUAUCAUGACGCCAUCCGACAACAGAAGAAGAAACACUGGAACGAAUUCCUAGCGGACAAUGACAAUAUAUGGCAAGCGGCGAAAUACCUCAAGUCGGGAGAUGCCUCAGCGUUUGGUAAGGUCCCACACCUUCACCGGAGCGAUGGUUCCAGGACUACGAACGUGAAGGAGCAAGCCGAGAUACUGCUCACCACCUUCUUCCCUCCGCUACCGGAGAUCAUUAAAGAGGAAGGCGAUAGGCCACAGCGCGGGGCAGCAGUGCCCAUGCCAGACAUCACCCCGGCUGAGAUUGAGCGGCAGCUCUUCGCAGCGAAAUCAUGGAAUGCCCCCGGCGACGACGGACUGCCGGUCGUGGUCUGGAAGCAGCUCUGGCCUAGUGUCAAGCACCAGGUGGUUGCGCUGUUCCGUGCAUCGCUUGAACAAGGGCCCCUGCCCGCGCAGUGGAGGCACGCCAAGAUCAUCCCGCUCAAAAAGCCAGACAAGCCCGACUAUGCAGUAGCGAAGGCGUGGAGGCCGAUCUCGCUGCUGUCGACACUAGGCAAAGUCUUGGAGUCGGUGGUUGCGGAGAGGAUCUCCCAUGCGGUCGAGACAUACGGUCUGCUGCCGACAAACCACUUCGGGGCACGUAAACAACGGUCCGCCGAACAAGCAUUGAUGUUGCUACAAGAACAGAUCUACGCCGCCUGGCGCGGCCGGCGCAUCUUGAGCUUGGUUAGCUUCGACGUAAAAGGAGCGUAUAACGGAGUGUGCAAGGCCAGACUCAUCCAGCGCAUGAGGGCGAGAGGCCUCCCGGAGGGUUUGCUGCGAUGGGUGGAGGCAUUCUGCUCCAAUCGCACGGCCACGUUACAGGUUAACGGGCAGUCAACAGAUGCGCGGAUCCUUCCACAAGCAGGCCUGCCGCAGGGCUCUCCGCUGUCGCCGAUUCUCUUUCUCUUCUUCAACGCUGAUCUCGUGCAGCAGCAAAUCGACUGCCACGGAGGCUCUUUGGCGUUCGUGGACGAUUAUACAGCCUGGGUCACUGGCCCGACUGCGCAGAGCAAUCGCGUCGGAAUUGAGGCCAUCAUAAAUCGAGCGCUGGACUGGGAGCGACGUAGCGGAGCAACGUUCGAGGCCGAGAAGACGUCCAUCAUCCACUUUACUCGCAAGGCUUUCAAGUUCGAUACUCACGCAUUCGUCAUCAAAGGUCAGAUCGUCGAUCCAAAAAGACACGUCAAAGCGUUAGGGAUGAUCAUGGAUUCCAGCCUGAAGUACAAGGAGCAUAUGGCGCGAGCAUCCGCCAAGGGCUUGGAGUCGGCCAUGGAGCUCCAGCAGCUUCGUGGCCUCACACCAGCCACGGCGAGACAGCUGUUCACGGCUAUGGUCGCGCCAAUUGUAGAUUAUGCCUCCAAUGUAUGGAUGCAUGCGUGCCGAUACAACCGGGCCGGCCCGAUCAAUCGAGUGCAGAGGGCUAGGGCGCAGGCAAUCGUCGGGACGUUCAUGACCGUUGCCACCAGUAUAGCUGAAGCAGAAGCACACAUCCCAAGCGCCCAGGAGCGUUUUUGGAGACGAGCCGUCAAGAUGUGGACCGACAUGCAUACUCUGCCUACGACAAAUCCACUGCGUAACGCGACGAAGAGCAUCCGAAAGUUCAAGCGGUUCUGUCGGUCUCCCUUCUACGAGCUGGCGACAGCACUCAACGACAUUCCGGUCGACGAACUGGAGACGAUCAAUCCUUUCUCUUUGGCUCCGUGGGCCGAACGGAUCCGGACGAUCACUGACGACGAUGACGCAGCGACAGGCACAGAAGCGGGCGCGGACGGGGUUAUGGAUGUAGCACAAUCAGGCCAGCAGUAUGUCGACUCGAUACACGAGACCAUCGGCGUCUUGAGAGACCAGGGAAACGCAGUGACAGUUACGUGGGUGCCCGUCAGCAGCGAGCAUGGGCUCCUGAAACUAGCCAAGGACGAGGCACGGGAGGCCACGCGCGAGGACGCGACUCCCGCAGCCAAGUUCCCUAGAGCACGAUCAACGACACUGGGCAUCGCAAGGGCAAAACAGCGGGCGGACAACAAGAUCCCAAGGAACUUCGGGGAUUACACCACGAGAAUAGACGGAGCACUACCUGGAAAACAUACCCGCCAACUGUAUGAUCAAUUAACAUGGAACGAGGCCAACGUGCUGGCACAGCUCAGGACAGGCAUGGCGCGACUCAACGACUACCUGUACCGCAUCAAAGCAGCAGCGUCGCAACAAUGA